CAUUUACAGCGAUUGGCCAAACUUUAUCUAUAACAUUAAAAUUGAAAACUCAUUAAAAGUACUUUAUCAUUGAAUCAAAGCUGACAAUCUCUAAUUAGUUGUAUUGAAUUUUCAUUGGGCUUAAACGGGCUUGAGCCCAUUUUUACUGAAAAGCUCAAGCUAAUAAAUGGUCGUACCCAAGUUUCACAUAAACCAAUGGAUAUCCAUUUAUUUUUUCAUGUGGAAUUAAACAAGUUGCAGCUAAUAAGUUGGGAAGUCUUUAUUACCGAGUGAAACAAAGGUUGAGGUUUCUUUUAAAAAAAAAAAGGAAAGGAAAAGCUCAAUUUUGGUCAUCAAACUUUACAGUUUUGUUCGAUUUUAUCCUACACGUAUUUUUCAGCAAGAAUAUGUCCUCAACUUUAUCGUAUAGGAUUAGUUUUAGUCCUUCCAUUUCCAUCCAAAAUUCUCAGUUGUACGAUGUUAGAACCAUAUUGCGUACUUUCUCAGUCAACUUAAUUAGCAAAAUUAUGCUCACGAGGGUUUACGAGGGGCAUCAUCAGCAUUUGAAAACAUUAUAGGGGUGAGACUUGAACUAUUAUCGAAAUUCAGGGGCAACACCGACAUGUAAAUUGACUGCACUCACCAUGGAAGGAAGUUUACUCGGGAGAGUCGUUGGGAGUCGUUGGAGAAAUGUCGUCUAAUAACAAUGUCAUUUCAUAGAAACAAACGUGAAACUUUGAAUUGUGCAUAGAUGGAUUCCAGCCUUGUCGGUGAACCCUGUCACCAGAUACUUUCUCCAGCCUUAUGGCUUCGUAGGGAUGAUUCAGAAGAACUGAUUAAUGAUACCAACUUCUCAUUGAGACGAGGUAGAGAGAUGGGAAUCUGUUGGGGUUCUACCGAUUUCCCGACUCCAAGCUCCCGCCCAGCUUUUCAUCACGGGAACGAUCUGAUGCUGAGCAGCACAAUCAGCGCCGCAGCAUCCUCUGCUGUGGUCUCUAAUAACACAUUCUCGGCUGCUCUCUCUGGAAACUCCCAAUCCCAGGCCCAGGGCACUACUGUGACUACCCUAGUAGAUCCGGUCCAUGAGCUGAAGGUAUUUGAGUAUGGGGAGCUCGAGGUCUUGACCAAGAAUUUCGCCCAUCAAAUUUCUGAUUGCUGGGAGGGAGUUUACAGGGGCUGGCUCGAUGGGAAGAAGUCGGAGAUAGCCGUCCAUUUGUUGGGGUUGCCAAGUGGAUCCUCUCAGCUGCCAAGCUUGAUAAUGGUAGCCAAGAUUCAACUGUUUGGCAGCUUAUCCCAUCCCAACCUCAUACCGUUGUUGGGAUACUGCUUGAACCACAGUGAAAUGCUCCUUGUUUACGAGUUUUCAGAAAGCUACACCAGUUUGGAAUAUCACCUGUUCAACAGUCCACUUGACACACGAGACAAGAAAAAAGACGCACUUCCACCACUUUCGUGGGACAAAAGACUUAAAAUAGCAGUCGAAGCAGCUCGAGGCCUAGACUUCUUGCAUUUGAUGGAUGUUGUGUUUCUGAGAUACUUUCAGGCCUCUUCUAUACUUCUUGACAAGUCUUUUGGGGUCAAGAUAGCUGGCUUUAACUUUCUCAUAACUGAUUCGGAAGCUAAUCAAAAAACAGCAAAAGAGAACGUUGCAGAUUUCGAGGAUAUGAAGGCAGCAGAGCAUCAGAGGCAGCAAGACGUGUACGACUUUGGAGUUGUCUUGCUGGAGUUGCUGACAGGUCUACCACUUGGAAGGAGUAGGCAGCAACCACAGUACAGUGUGAGGGUUGAGUGGAUCAAACAGCGCAUAUUGAGUCGAGACGGGAUAUACAUUUUGAUGGACUCACGGUUGAAGGUCUCUCGUGAUGCUGCAUUUCCAGUAGCUCGAGUUGCCCUGUGCUGCCUGGAAUUGAAUCCCCUACAUCGCCCACAUAUUGGACAAGUCUUGCAGACACUAAAUCGGAUUAAAGAGUUGCAAGAAUCCAGCCAAUUCUGCACCAAUUCUUGAUUCAUGUGGCAGGGGACACUAAAUAAAAUAAAUCAAAAAACUGAUCGUUUGAUCUGUUUAGCAAUGGGUUACUGUAAAUAAUCAACUCGUUAUCCAACAUGAUAUCUUCCUUGUGCAUUUUCUGGGA
Molecule: messenger RNA, 2111 nt
Organism: Punica granatum (pomegranate)
Lineage: Eukaryota; Viridiplantae; Streptophyta; Magnoliopsida; Myrtales; Lythraceae
Source: RefSeq, a predicted model, not a curated record